Messenger RNA from Girardinichthys multiradiatus, 1835 nucleotides. RefSeq lists its product as uncharacterized. The coding region runs from base 156 to 1184 and encodes 342 amino acids. Lineage: Eukaryota; Metazoa; Chordata; Actinopteri; Cyprinodontiformes; Goodeidae. The record is from RefSeq and is a predicted model, not a curated record. The transcript has 8 exons.
ACCGCGCCAUCUAGCGGUGAAAGAGCCCUAUGUUUUGUAACGCUUACCCCAAGUCUUUUGUAACCUAGAGCUCCUCAUACAUGAGCAGUGAGCGAUAGCUUUGACUAUAGCACGAUUUAAAGAACAUACAAUUGAAAACCAGUCCAGACAACAGCAUGACCUCCUCGGUUCCCAAAGUGAGGCUGGCAGGAGGUCUGGAGAUCUGCCGGGUCCUGAACGGGAUGUGGCAGGUGUCCGGAGCUCACGGAACCGUAAACAAAACCAAAGCAGUUGAGGCCAUGCAGGCCUAUGUUGACGCUGGACUGACCACAUUCGACAUGGCAGAUAUUUAUGGACCUGCAGAAGAAAUAUAUGGACUGUUCAACAGCCAGCUGAAAUCCUCAGGAAGUGCCCCCCCAGCUCUGCAGGGUCUAACGAAGUAUGUCCCCCGGCCAGGACCGAUGGAGCUCAAGGUGGUGGAGAAGGCGCUGCAGCGCUCCAUGAGUCGAAUGAAGGUGGACACCCUGGACUGUGUUCAGUUUCACUGGUGGGACUACAAAGACAAGAGAUACCUAGAUGCACUGGGCCACCUGUCUGACCUGCAGCAGGAGGGAGUCAUACGUGAACUUGCCCUCACUAACUUUGACACGCAGAGACUGGAGGAGAUCACUAACAAGGGCAUCUGUAUCUCCAGCAACCAGGUUCAGUACUCUCUGAUAGACCAGCGACCUGCAGCGAGGAUGGAGCAGUUCUGUGUGGCCAACAAUAUAAAGCUCCUCACAUACGGAUCGCUGGCUGGCGGCCUGCUCUCUGAGCAAUAUUUGGGAAAGCCGGAGCCCAGCUCGCGGGCGGAGCUCAACACGGCCUCCCUGUCCAAGUACAAGAACAUGAUUGAUGCUUGGGGUGGCUGGACUCUUUUCCAGGACCUCCUCGUCGCCUUGGAGACAAUCGCCAAGAGACAUGAAUGCUCAGUGGCCAGUGUGGCAACACGUUACGUGCUGGACCGCCCAGCUGUGGGCGGAGUCAUCAUCGGAUGUCGGUUUGGCGUCGCAGGGGCGGGGCUCCACAUCAGCGACAGCCUGCGCAGCUGCAGCCCCGACCUGAGGCUGACAGCGGAGGAUCACGCAGCCAUCGAAGCCGUCACACGGCGUUCCAGGGACCUCAUGGGGCUCAUUGGAGACUGCGGGGAUGAGUACAGGAGCUGAGGGGGGCGGGGUGGGCUGACAGACUGGAUCUGACAGGUCAGUGAGGAUGAGGAGGACAAGAGAAUAUAGAAUAACUUCUCAGGGAAUAAAUUCAUUACAAUCUGUUUGCGUUGUUUAAAAGUAUAAAGAUUUUCUUGUUUUACAAUAUUUGAAUUUCACCAAAAUCUUUGGUUCAGCUUUAAAACUUGCUUAGAUUAUCACCUUUAAAUCAAAGCCGAAGACUUUCCUCAUUUCAAUGUUGAGCCUUUUUCUUUUUUUCAUUAUUUUCUCAGCCUCUGAUGUAUUUUUUAAACCUAUUUCUUGUCUAUAAUUUAUAUAAAGCACUAUGUAGCUAAGGCUUCUAAAGAUGCUAAAUAAUUGAAAGAUAUUCCAUUUGCGUAUUUUGAUGUCUGCAUAACGUAACUGCUUUGAAAAGCCACUGGUUUAGCUUUGGACGCCCUGACAAAAAAAUCCACCACAACCACACAAGAACUGAAUAAUCAAGGAUUAAUUUAAAAUGUUCAGCUUUUGUUAAAGUCACAAUGCUGAUUUAUUACAGUUUAACGUUUUAAGUUAAUCGCUUAAUCGUACAUUGAUCAUGCUUUCAUAGGGAAUAUGCAAAUGUGGAUGUUUGCUGUUGUAAUAAAGUACAUUUUAUUCAAAGCAUAAAAA